AGAUAUGACUUCCUCCCUAAAUGAAAGCCAAUUCCAUUGCUCCAUCUGUCUAGAGGUUUUCACUGACCCAGUUUCCACUCCAUGUGGCCACAACUUCUGUAAGAAUUGUAUCGGGGGGUAUUGGGAUAUCAGUGACCUGUGCCAAUGUCCUUUGUGUAAGGAGACAUUUUACAGAAGGCCUGAGCUCCGAAUCAACACGUCGUUCAGAGAAUUUGUUGAUCAUUUUAAGAAUAUGACAGUUAAUGAAGGGUGCAUUGCUGCUACUGGAGAAGUGGCCUGUGACGUCUGCUCUGGGAGGAAGCUCAAGGCCCUGAAGUCCUGCCUGGUGUGUCUGACCUCUUACUGUGAGAUUCACCUGGAGCCUCAUCAGAGAGUGGUGAAUCUGAAGAGACACAAGCUGAUCGACCCUGUGGAGAACCUGGAGGACAGGAUGUGUAAGAAGCAUGAUAGGCUGCUGGAGCUGUUCUGUAGGAGCGACCAGACAUGUGUGUGUCAGUUUUGUGCUGAGACAGACCACAAACAUCAUCACACUGUGCCACUACAAACAGAAUCGCAACUAAAGAUGGCUCUUAUUCGGAGGUCAAAGGCGGAUGUGCAGCAGAUGAUCCAAGACCGGCAGCUGAAGGUGGAGGAGAUCAACGUUUCAGUGGAGUUAAGUAGAGACAAUGCAGAGAGUGAAAUAGCGGACAGUGUUGAAGUCUUCACUAGACUGAUGCGAUCUAUUGAGUCAAGCCAGGCUGAACUCAUAGAGGUGAUUGAGGAGAAGCAGAAAGCAGCAGAAAGGCAGGCAGAAGGGCUCAUCAAUGACCUGGAACAGGAAAUCACUGAGCUACAGAGGAGAAGUACUGAGCUGGAGCAGCUCUCACACACCGAGGACCACCUCGACCUUCUACAGAGCUUUUACAAGCAAACUACUCUUCCAAAAACUAAAAGCUGGACUAAUGUUGGUGUUUAUCAAGUCAACUUCUUGGGCUGUGUUCGAAAUACAGUGCUUCAAGUGAAAGACUCCAUCGAAGAACAAAUAAGAAAGCUGUCAGCUAUUGAACUGAAAGAGAUGCAGAAAUAUGCAGUGGAUGUGACGAUGGACCCCAACACUGCAGGCCCAUGGCUUAUCCUCUCUAAUGAUGGAAAACAAGUGAGAAAAUCGCCAAGGAAAUUGAAGGUCCCAGAUAAUCCUGAGAGAUUCACUAAGGAUGUCUGUAUCCUGGCAAAACAAGGGUACAACUAUGGGAAACAUUAUUGGGAAGUUGGGUUACAGGAGAAAUCAAACUGGGUUAUAGGAGUAGCUUGCGAGACAGUGCCUAGGAAGGAAUUCAUUUCACCUGAGCCUGAGAAAGGGUUAUGGACUCUGUGUCACAGGGAUGGCAAGGAAUAUCUGGCGUUCACAAAAUAUCCAUGCAUCAUUUUACCUUUUCCCCGACCCCAGAAAGUCGGUGUCUUCCUGGAUUAUGAGGAAGGCCAAGUGUCAUUCUUUGAUGUUGAUGCAAAGUCUCACCUAUUCACUUACACAGGGUGCAAAUUCUCAGAGAAAAUCUUUCCCAUAUUUGAUCCUUGUGUUACUGCAGAAAGAAAUGAAGUCCUUCCUCUUAUGAUUACUACGGUGCAGGUAAAUUGGUGACAGUACACUCCAUAUGUAGUGUAGAUCCAGCUACAGUGUACUGUAUAUGCUUCAACCUUAAGAACAUUUGACAUUGCCCAUCUAAUUGAUCUAUCUUUCACUCUCAUUUGGAAUAGAGGCAUCUACACAAUGGGUGACAUGGGACGUGGACUCAUUUCAACUUUAGUUUACUUUGGGGGUCUGAAAAUAUCUUUAACUUUGAUAUCUAUUGUUAUACAUUUUGCAAAUAUCUUGAUUAUAUUCACCUGCCUUGAUUGUGACAAAGUGAAAUAAAAUCCCAAUUACUCUAAUAUCCAUUUUAGAAUUGUAUAUCAAAUGGAAAUACUGUAUUUGUAUCGCUGUGCAUAGUAUCUUUAAAACACCUACAUUGUAAUGAUUAGGUAUCUUGCAAAUUAGCCAGGAAAAGUGACAAAAUACAUUUCUCAGUAUAAUCAUUAUUUUCUUCAUGCGAACCAGUGUAAGAGAGAUUGUUGAUAUACUGGUACAUUAAAUCCAGCCCCUAACACUGCUAGAAUAAUCCAAAGUGCAAGAAAGUAUAUUUUUUUAAGCAUACCUUAUUUAAGUAUUCAGACCCUUUGCUAUGAGACUACAAAUUUAACUCAGAUGGAUCGUGUUUCCAUUGAUCAUCCUUGAUGUUUAAACAACUUGAUUGGAGUCCACCUGUGGUAAAUUCAAUUGAUUGGAUAUCAUUUGGAAAGGCACACACACGUCUAUAUAAAAUCAUCCCACAGUUGACAGUGCAUGUCAGAGCAAAAACCAAGCCAUGAGGUCGAAGGAAUUGUCCGUAGAGCUCAGAGACAGGAUUGUGUCAAGGCACAGAUCGGGGAAGGGUACCAAAAAGUGUCUGCAGCAUUGAAGGUCCCCAAGAACGCAGUGGCUUCCAUAAUUCUUAAAUGGAAGAAGUUUGGAACCACCAAGCUUCUUUCUCGGGCUGGCUGACCGGCCAAACUGAACAAUCGGUGAAGAAGGGCCUGGGUCAGGGAGUUGACCAAGAACCCGAUGGUCACUCUAACAGAGCUCACUCCUGAGUUCAUCUGUGGAGAUGGGAGAACCUUCCAGAAGGACAACCAUCUCUGCAGCACUCCAACAAAUCAGGCCUUUAUGGUCGAGUGGCCAGACGGAAGCCACUCCACAGUAAAAAGGCACAUGACAGCCCGCUUGGAGUUUGCCAAAAGGUACCCAAGGACUCCCAGACCAUGAGAAAUAAGAUUCUCUGGUCUGAUGAAACCAAGACUGAACUCUUUGGCCUGAAUGCCAAGCAUCACGUCUGGAGUAAACCUGGCACCAUCCCUGCGGUGAAGCAUGGUGGUGGCAGCAUCAUGCUGUCGGGAUGUUUUUCAGCGGCAGGGACUGGGAGGAUCGAUGGAAAGAUGAACGGAGCAAAGCACAGAAAGAUCCUUGUUGGAAACCUGCUCCAGUGCACUCAGGACCUCAGACGGGGUUGACAGUCCACCAUCCAACAGUACAACGACCCUAAGCACAAGGCCAAUACAAUGCAGGAGUGGCUUCGGGACAAAUCUUUUAAUGUCCUUGAGUGGCCCAGCCAGCGCCCGGACUUGAACCCGAUCAAACAACUUAGGAGAUACCUGAAAAUAGCUGUGCAGCGACGCUCCCCAUCCAACCUGACAGAGCUUGACAGGAUCUGCAGAGAAGACUGGGAGAUACCUCCAAAAUACAGCUGUGCCAAGCCUAUAACGUCAUACCCAAGAAAAAUAGUCUAAUUGCUGCCAAAGGUGCUUCAACAAAGUAUUGAGUAAAGGGUCUGAAUACUUGUGUAAAUGUGACAUUUCAGUCUUUUUGAAUACAUUUGCAAACACUUUUUUUGCUUCGCCAUUUUGGGGUAUUUUAUGUAGAUUGAUGAGUGAAAAAAAAUAUUUAUUCCAUUUCAGAUUAAGGCUGUAACGUAACAAAAUGUGGAAAAUGUCAAGGGGUCUGAAUACUGUACGAUUGCACUGUUUAAAGUAUUGGGACAAGGACACAUUUGUUGUAGUUUUGGCUCUGUACUUCAGCCCUUUGGACUUUAAAUUAUACAAUGACUGAGGUUAAAGUGGAGCUUUCAUUUCGGGGCAUUUGUCCAUUUCGGGGAACCGUUUCGAAAUUACAGCACUGUGUGCAUAGUCCCCCCCCCAUUUCACUUAUAUGUGUAUUAAAGUAUUUGGUCCCAUAUUCUCAGCAGGCAAUGACUACUGUACAUCAAGCUUGUGACUCUAAACUUGUUGGAUGCAUUUGCUGUAUGUUUUGGUUGUUUUCAGAGUAUUUUGAGCCCAAUAGAAAGUAAUGGUAAAUAAUGUAGUGGGUCAUUUGAGUCGACAUGCUACCAUGAUUAUGAUAAUCCUGAAUGAAUCGUGAAUAAUGAUCAGUGAGAAAGUUAGACCGACAAAUAUAUCCCCAAAUAAGAGCUAACCUCACCUCUUAUUGUAAUGGUGAGAGGUUAGCAUGUCUUGGGGGUAUGAUGUCUGUAAUUUUCUCACUCAUCACUAUUCAUGAUUUAUUCAGGAUUAUCCUAACCAUGGUAGCAUCUACAUUCAUGUAGAAGUGUUUAGAAACAUUCUCUAUUCUUAUUCACAAUAAGUGAGUCAGAUGACAAUACAUUCAUGAACAAUUCACCUCUGUUGGAAAUAAAAUAAUCUAAAACACAACCAAAACAAAAGAGCAAAUGCAUAGAAACAAAUUUGUAGAUUCACAAUCUUGAGGUAAUCAUUGCCUGCUAUGAAUAUGGGACUUAAUACUUCAAUUUUUACUACACGAGUGAAUUUGUGAAUUUGUCCCAGUACUUUUGCUCCCCUAAAAUGGGUUGACUAUGCAUAAGAAGUCCUGUAAUUUCUAAACGGUUCACAAAAUGGAUGAAAAUAGCCACAAAUUAAAGCUGACAGUAUGUACUUUAACCUCAUAGUCAUGGUUUGAUUUCAAAUAUAAACUUUUGGUGUGCAGGGACAAAAAAAGAAAAUCCCAAUAAUUACAGAGGGCAUUGUAUAUUGUAAAGUCAGUUUCAAUCAAAUAAUAACCUACAUGAAGUGAUUGUAUCAAAUUGUAAUUGUUGCAAUAAAACCUUUUGAAGAA
This is a messenger RNA of Salvelinus fontinalis (brook trout), 4678 nucleotides long. Its product is annotated as E3 ubiquitin-protein ligase TRIM41-like. The transcript is spliced from 6 exons. Gene Ontology annotation, molecular function: protein binding; zinc ion binding. The record is from RefSeq and is a predicted model, not a curated record. Bases 5 to 1618 code for a protein of 537 amino acids. NCBI's taxonomy places the organism in Eukaryota, Metazoa, Chordata, Actinopteri, Salmoniformes, Salmonidae.